Messenger RNA from Esox lucius (northern pike), 2567 nucleotides. RefSeq names its product chemokine (C-X-C motif) receptor 3, tandem duplicate 2 (gene cxcr3.2). Gene Ontology annotation, cellular component: membrane. Bases 529 to 1686 code for a protein of 385 amino acids. Gene Ontology annotation, biological process: G protein-coupled receptor signaling pathway; immune response; chemotaxis. The record is from RefSeq and is a predicted model, not a curated record. The transcript has 2 exons. Gene Ontology annotation, molecular function: chemokine receptor activity. NCBI's taxonomy places the organism in Eukaryota, Metazoa, Chordata, Actinopteri, Esociformes, Esocidae.
AUUUUCCCAGAUUAUAUUUAUAGCACAGUCCAUGGACAUGGCCACCUGUUCCUUAAAGAUGUAGUCUGCAAUUUCUCACUACUGCUUGGUAAAGUGGUGCUGUCGAUUCAAAAAGGUUCCCUGAAAAUUGUUUUCUAUGUCAUAAGCCAAUUUUUGCCCCAAGUCAUCAAAACCACUCUCUUUCAAACUUGGAAUUUCAUGGCCAGCUGAGAUAUGGUAAUGAUUUUUUCUAUAUAUUAUGCACAUAUAAAUAACAUAUGUUUUACAUAUCCAGCCAAAAAUGGGAGGUUCAACAUUUUAUUUUGAUAAUCGCAGUAGUCCCAGACUGCAUCUUUAAGCUAUAUUUUUAUAGAUCCUCUUUACUUAAAAUAUGAGAGGAUUCAGUUCCUGAAUUUUUUUACUUCUUCUUUUUGGUUGCUUCAUAGUGGUAAGUGGAGAGAGGUGAGGAACAAGGGAAUGACUACAAGGAGAGUGUGUGUCCUGGCCCUGUGAAGGUGUUUCAGGUGAUCUGCAUUUUCAUUUGUAACAAUGGAUCAUGUUGUCGAAACUACAGAAUAUUAUAUUGAUGAAUCCAUUGACUAUACCUUGUCACCUGACAUAGACCCAAGCCCAGACAUUGCAGAACCCUGCAACCAGGAUGGUAUCAUGGACUUUACCCGGAGCUACUCCCCUGUGGUCUACAGCCUGGUGUUUGUGCUGGCACUGGUGGGUAAUGUUCUAGUGCUGUGUGUGGUGAGGCGCUAUCGCAUUGCCCAGAGGGGUGGUGGUUGCUCCUUCUCCCUCACCGACACCUUCCUGCUCCACCUGGCCAUAUCUGACCUCUUACUGGCCUUCAUGCUGCCCCUGUUCGCUUUCCAAUGGGCCUACCAGUGGAUGUUUGGCACAGCUGUCUGCAAGAUCUCCGGAGCCCUGAUCUCACUAAACCGCUACAGCGGGAUCCUUUUCCUGGCCUGCAUCAGCUUUGACCGCUACCUGGCCAUCGUCCACGCUGUCAGCAACGGCUGGAAGCGCAACACCUGCCACGCCCAGAUUGCAUGUGCCCUAAUCUGGACAGUGUGCCUUGGGCUGAGCGGGGUGGACAUCACCUUUAGACAGGUGGUGGAGGUAAAUGUGGGGCGCUCCAGAGACUCAGGGGAUCAGAAAAUGUGGGUGUGCCAGACAGUGUUCCCCCACAGCACAGUCCAGUGGAAGGCGGGGCUGCCGCUGGUCAACUUGGUGCUGGGCUUUGGGCUCCCAUUGCUGGUCAUGCUAUACUGCUACAUCCGUAUCUUCCGCUCCUUGUGCAACGCUUCUCGCCGACAGAAGAGGAAGUCCCUGCGCCUCAUCAUCUCUUUGGUGUCCGUGUUCAUGGUCUGCUGGGCACCCUACAACACCUUUAAUUUAGUGGAAAGCCUGGAGAAGUUGGGUGUGAUUAGUGGGGGCUGCCAAUUUGGCCGAACCGUGGACAUCGGGAUCCUAGUGUCUGAGAGUUUGGGGUUGUCACACUGCGCCCUGAAUCCGCUGUUGUACGGCUUUGUGGGUGUCAAAUUUAGGAAGGAGCUGGCCAAGAUGUGUAAGGGGCUACUGGGCCAGAGGUUCUGUCCAGGUAUGGAAGGAUGGGUAGGACAAAGGAAGACACGAAGGCCCACUGGGUCCUUCAGCUCAGCGGAGAGUGAGAACACCUCCUACUUCUCUGUCAUGGUAUGAGCAUGGAGUGGUGGAAGGGUCAGGGGUGGAACAGAGAGACUGUCACAGAAAAAGAGUGAGGAGUAGGAUAAAAGAUCAAAGUGGCACAGGAACAAUAUACUGUUAAGUUAAAAGAUGAUAGAUUUUCAAUGUGAUUCACUCCUCUGGUGCUUUCAGAUGUUGGCUCACUCUUUAAUUAGCCCUCUUGUAUUAUAACAAUACAGUUUUAUGUUUCCUAUUUGUUUUUUAAUAUCCAUCCAAUCACAUAGCCUGCAAUGUUUUCCCAUAUACAAUGCAGUCCAGAAAUAUUUGGACAAGGAGCAAUUUUUGUCAAAAUCAAUUUGAACAAUGAAUAAAAGUGCAGAGUUAGCUUUAAUUUUUGAAUAUUUUCCUCCUUAUUGGAUGAAGCAUUUAGCACAUUAAUAGCACAUUUUGUGCAUAGUUCCCACAUUUAAGGGCACUAAAUGUAUUUGGACAAUUGGCUACAGAGUGGAUACCAGCUCACAUGUACAGAAACAUAAUGUCUGCUCAACAAAAUGCCAUAGAAGUCAUUAGACUACACCUUGCAGCAGGAAAAUUACAAAAAGUGCAAUAAUCUUGACUGGCGAAGUCAAACACCCGAUCUGAAUCCAAUUGAGCAUGUUUCACUUGGUGACAACAUGACUGAAGGAAACAUUUCUGCGAAGCAAACAGAAAAACUUCUGCUGAUAUAUUUCAGUGGCAGACUUUAGGCAGUACUCAAUUUGAAAACUUAAUUUAAGAUAAUUUAAAUGUGUCCAAUUCAUUUUGGCCUCCUAAAAUGUGGGAUGGGGUAUAUAUCAAAUUGUCUGGAAUUCAUGCAGAGGUCACUGUUUAUGGAUGCACAGCAAAUAACCUCAAAUUAAAGAUGACAUGCACUUUAA